Oreochromis niloticus (Nile tilapia) is the source of this 893-nucleotide messenger RNA. RefSeq lists its product as uncharacterized. The transcript is spliced from 3 exons. The coding region runs from base 111 to 893 and encodes 260 amino acids. The record is from RefSeq and is a predicted model, not a curated record. Lineage: Eukaryota; Metazoa; Chordata; Actinopteri; Cichliformes; Cichlidae.
GAGGAUGGUCUGUAAUACUAUGGCCACAUGGCAUUGUAUACAGUGUUAAAUUUAAUCUUCGUGCUAAAAGUCCCCGGGAUUUUGCUGACCUUCUCCUGUCCUGGAAGCACAUGCCAAAUGUCUGUGUUUACGAUUUUGCGAGGGGUUUGGCGGCACACACCAAUUUGUGGGUUCCUGAUAAACUGCUAUUUCAUCCACAUGAAGGCCGACUGGCUGAGCCCACUGAGGAAAAUGUCAAGGCUGCACAGGAUGGAAGCCUGAAAGUGAAUCUUCCAUGGCUACAUGAAAGGAUGGAUAGUGUAAAUGAAAAUCCUCAUCCUGUCACUGGAUCAUCUGACCAUUAUGUCCUGUAUGACAGAUUUCAUGAGGGAAAUACAAAAGAUCCCAAGGACAUAUUACGCAGAAUUCAACUUGUCCCAGAGCUGAAAGGCUGGCUGAACAGUCAAGUUGUUGAACAGUUCUUUGCAAACAUGAGGAAAAGCAAUUACUUUUUAAGUAAUAUGAGUCCAUCUACACAUGUGUUUUUGAUGAGAAAUAUAACUCAUCAUUAUAACACUGUCACCAACAAGAAACUUCUGGAGAGGCAGCUAAGACAUGGUCGACUUGGAAAGAUCAAUAUCUCAUUGUCGGCACUGGGUCAAGCUGUCGUAGCCCCACAGGUGUGCAAUAAACCCAGAGAAACCACAGAAACGGUGUUGAACCCAGCACCUUCAAUGUCUGAACCUCAGGUAAGAGUUGACAACAAGAAAGCCAAUAGAAGGUCAACAGAUGGAACUUUUCCUGACCUGUGUGGACCACCGUGCGAAGUUCUGACAAAGCCUGAGAACAUUUUGGCCAGCCGUUCAUCAUGGUGUUUUGUACCGCACGCUGGCCAACAACAGCUUGUAUGUUAA